Moneuplotes crassus is the source of this 984-nucleotide messenger RNA. The record is from the annotation of a GenBank genome assembly. Lineage: Eukaryota; Ciliophora; Spirotrichea; Euplotida; Euplotidae.
UAUAAAUUAUGAAGUUUAGAGAGAGACGGAAGAAGGACAUGGGAAAGAGAAAUUUCAGAAUAAGAGAGAUCAGCUUUAUACCUCAAAUAAUCCUUGAUCAAUGCCGAUGCCAUGAAAAUAAAGCAACCAAUCAAUUUGAUGAAAGUAUCACAAUAUAUGAUAAUGAUGAGGAGCAAUCUCUUCCUUCCCCUCCCAUGGUUAUGGCUCCGUUAUUCAACUCAAAGUAUUAUGACAUUUAGAUCCUGAAGAUUCAAUGAGUGAUGCCAUUGUCCUUGCUACGAUAUACAGCAAGAGGAAUUACAGAAUCUCAAAGAGAGAGUCUCUCAGCUUGAGAAAUUGCUCGGGAAGGUUACGAGUAACCAAAACAAUGGACAAGGUAUGAGAAGAGAACAAACCAAGGAAAACCUAGUACAUAAUAUUUUACAGCCCAGUAUUGCCCUCAAGCAGAGAGACAAUGUAGACCAGGAAAUAUAAAAAUGAUCAAUACUAAGGCACUUAAGAAGAAAUAUUCUAAAAUACUCUCUAUGAAGAGUUAUCAAUGUGAUAAGAAUGUUGAGCUUAAGAAUUCUAACUCAGGAGAAACAAUUGAUAUGCCUCAGAAUAUAAGCAAGAGUGUUAGUUCAAUAACUGAUAGUCAUUUCUCACCUUCAAAGCAAGAUUUUGAUGAAGCUAUAUCGCAUUAUCAGAGCGCAUCUCAGAGUGUAUCUCAGACAAAAGAGGGCUGUGUCGAUCAAAAUGCAAUAUUGACUGACGAGAGUUUAGCAGUUCCAAAGCCAAUGGCUAAUAAUUGCCUGAGGUAUUCAAUGGAAUUUAAUCGUUUGAAAUCUCAUAACUCGAACAUACAAACUAAUUCUUUCCCAAGAAGAUUCUUCCAAGAUACAGUCCAGCUGACUUACAGUGAAUCGUCAGAUUCAGAUGCGCUUUAGGACUGCAAAUAGAGCAUGAUUGAUGCAUUAAAUUUUAUAUGAUUAUUACCAAUCCCAU